AUGGAAAAACCUACUCCUCGUAUCAAUUCUCAAUUACGUGAAAAAUAUGUUGGUUCUACAGUUCGAAUUGCCGGUAAAGUUGUAUCUUUUUCUGGUGAUACUGCAGUGAUGAAUGCUACAGAUGGUGGUCAAGUACUUGUCAAACUAACAAAAGAAAGUCAAUGGGGAACACAAUAUGUUGAAGUGAUUGGACGUAUUGAAAAGGACUUUAGUGUAAUGGAAUUCAAGUCUUGUAAUCUUGGUGAUAACUUUGGUAAGAGAAAAUAA
Molecule: messenger RNA, 267 nt
Organism: Halteromyces radiatus
Lineage: Eukaryota; Fungi; Mucoromycota; Mucoromycetes; Mucorales; Cunninghamellaceae
Product: replication factor A protein 3
Exons: 3
Coding region: 1-267 (88 amino acids)
Biological process (GO): DNA replication; mismatch repair; double-strand break repair via homologous recombination
Cellular component (GO): site of double-strand break; nucleus; DNA replication factor A complex
Molecular function (GO): single-stranded DNA binding; damaged DNA binding
Source: RefSeq, a predicted model, not a curated record